AUGCUUGCCGAAGAUGCAAUGGCGCUGAGUGUGGCCGCAGCUGGUGCUGCCGCACUCACUGAGAGCAUAGUCCAUCCUCUGGACACAGUUAUUUGUCGCAUACAGUCGGGGAACGUCUCCGCUCAUCGAGCCGGCACCGUCUCCAGGCCAUUUGACAACAAAAAUCUCUUCCACCGUCUCUAUCGCGGCUUUGGCCCUACCGUGGUCGCAAGCAUACCGGCAUCAGUCGUCUUCUUUGCGGUUUACGAUUCCGUCAAAGUCGCGUUCUCAAACGCCCGCGCUGCCGGACACCUUGGCAGCUUACCGCACUCAGUCGACUACGCGGUCGGCAGCGCGGCAGGCGAACUUCUCGCAUGCGCCAUCCUUAACCCUGCCCAAGUUCUGAAGCAGAAUGCCCAGGCUACCCGGAUACCUUCUCAACAGCCUGCCAAUCAAUUAUCACGGUCGACGGCGGCGCAGUUGCUGAAGUUGCUGAAGUUGUUCGGCAGACAACCGUCCAAACUAUGGGCAGGCUACACCGUGUUGGUGGCAGCUCAGUUGCCCCAUACGUGCCUCAUGUUUUCGAUCUACGAGGGGCUCAAGCAACAUUCGUCGUCAUUCGUGCACGACGAGCGCAAGGUGGGGGAUUCUGGCCUUGUCCAGCACGUGCAGACAAGUGCCAUUUGCGGCGCCAUUGCUGGCAGCUUCUCAUCGUGGAUCUUUGUUCCUGCAGAUGUGGUCACUCUCAGGCUGAGACUCGCGGCCGGCCGUGCGGUAGAACAUCAGCAGUCUCGAGCGGCCAUCGCUACAGUAGAAAGUGUCGGUGUAAGGCCAGCCGUGCCAAAAUCGGCAGACGUGAACGUGCUGGCUUGUGCGAGAGAUAUCGUCCGUCGUGAAGGAUGGGCAGCGCUGUUCCGAGGCUCUCUCCUGACUUGCAUAGCUGCAGGUGUCGGUGGCGGUGUCUAUCUAGGAAGCUACGAGGCGAUAAAGACUUUGUAUGACAUUGAGGAGGAGUGA
Messenger RNA from Exophiala spinifera, 996 nucleotides. RefSeq lists its product as uncharacterized. Gene Ontology annotation, molecular function: S-adenosyl-L-methionine transmembrane transporter activity. Lineage: Eukaryota; Fungi; Ascomycota; Eurotiomycetes; Chaetothyriales; Herpotrichiellaceae. The transcript has 2 exons. The record is from RefSeq and is a predicted model, not a curated record. Gene Ontology annotation, cellular component: mitochondrial inner membrane. The coding region runs from base 1 to 996 and encodes 331 amino acids.